Messenger RNA from Fraxinus pennsylvanica, 1614 nucleotides. NCBI's taxonomy places the organism in Eukaryota, Viridiplantae, Streptophyta, Magnoliopsida, Lamiales, Oleaceae. The record is from the annotation of a GenBank genome assembly.
AUGUAUUUGAAGACCACUUUUAAGCAGAUCAUCCCCUUUCCACCUUCCCCAAUUAUGGCGGCCUCUUCGCUUUCCCCCCUCUUCACCCACCCUCACCGUCACCCAAACGCCACCACCACUUCCACCGCCGGAAACAUAGUCCCACUACGCACCCUCUCUUUCUCUACAAAAGUCACCCCACCUCAACACCAAAACACCAGCAUUCCACCACCGCCACCGGGGCCACAGCAAGAUAAGAAGUCAUUUUCUGUCGCCACCGGGGAGCUCUUCCUUGGCAUUGCGUCUCGUAUUCUGAUAAGGGGCGGUGGAAAAUCGAUUAAUGGAGAAGGGAGGGAGAUGCCGGCGGUGGAGAUGUUCGCAGAGGAAGAGGGGGAGUGGUGGUGGAAGGGAAGGAGGAAGGAGAGGAUUGCCACUGUGGUGAAGGAUCCCGUGCAGCCUGAGGUGGUGUGGGAGCAGAGGGUUAAGGAUGUGGAGGCCGAGCAGCGGCGCAAGGCGGUUACUAGUCCCGGAUUCAGCUUCUCAGCUGCCGGGCUUUUGUUUCCUUAUCACCUUGGCGUGGCCAAUUUUCUAAUUGAGAAGGGUUAUAUCAAGGAGACAACACCGUUAGCUGGUUCAUCUGCUGGUGCUAUUGUCUGUGCUGUGAUUGCAUCUGGAGCCAGUAUGCGGGAAGCCUUAGAAGCUACCAAAGUGCUGGCUGAAGAUUGUCGACUUCGAGGAACUGCAUUUCGCCUCGGGGCUGUUCUUAGGGAUGUUCUGGAGAAAUUUCUGCCAGAUGAUGCUCAUAUCCGGUCCAGUGGAAGGGUUCGUGUUGCCGUAACGCAGAUUCUGUGGAGGCCAAGGGGCUUAUUGGUUGAUGAGUUUGAUUCUAAAGAAGAUCUCAUUAAUGCAGUCUUUACUUCCUCCUUUAUUCCAGGAUAUCUUGCACCGAGGCCAGCAACAAUGUUCCGCAAUCGACUUUGUAUAGAUGGGGGUUUGACGUUGUUCAUGCCGCCAACUUCGGCUGCACAAACGGUACGAGUUUGUGCUUUUCCUGCCAGUCGUUUGGGAUUGCAAGGAAUUGGAAUUAGUCCUGACUGCAACCCAGAAAACCGUGCAAGUCCCAGGGAGCUCUUUAAUUGGGCUCUUGAGCCAGCAGAAGAUGAUAUUCUCGAUAAGCUCUUUGAGCUUGGAUAUUCAGAUGCAGCCAUCUGGGCUGAAGAUAAUCCAGUCGGGAAAAUAGUUCAAGAUGACGGUCCUUAUGCUGACAAUGGUGAGACAACACCAUUAGCCGGUUCAUCUGCUGGUGCUAUUGUCUGUGCUGUGAUUGCUUCUGGAGCCAGUAUGCGGGAAGCCUUAGAAGCUACCAAAGUGCUGGCUGAAGAUUGUCGACUUCGAGGAACUGCGUUUCGCCUCGGGGCCGUUCUUAGGGAUGUUCUGGAGAAAUUUCUGCCAGAUGAUGCUCAUAUCCGGUCCAGUGGAAGGGUUCGUGUUGCCGUAACACAGAUUCUUAAAAAGAUCCAAGGCCAGAUACUUUUUUCCUCACUUCACAAGAUGCGUACAGAAGAGAAUCAACCCCAAAUAGAUGGGACACAAUCAAAACUAUCACUUCAUCAAGCACAUAAAAUGUAUGUAUGA